CAUGGCUCAGAGGAAGAGGCCGGGGACCAGCGGAGGAAACAGUAUGGCUGCUCCCGGCCCCGCCUCCUGUCCCACCCUUCAUCCUACAGAGUCAUGUGACCUGAAAGCCCUCCCGCCUCGGCAACGCCCAGUUCGCUACCCAAAAGAGUCACAUGAAUCGAAGCCUCUCCCCCGUUCUUGGAAGGCACAGUAUUCUCCUCCCAAGUCUCAAGACCUGAGUCACAAGCAUCCAGAAGUGGAAGUAGAAGCAGCCGUUGAAGUGAAGCGGUACAGCAACCCAGCAGAUGCAGAACUAGUGGACCAGCGGCCAGCAACACCGUCCACGCCAGAACAUGGACGUGGCCAAGAUUACCACGGCCGGGCAGACUUCCACGGUGGAGCUGACAGCCUGGAUGACGACUCCAGCUCUGACUACAUGAACAACACCUCAGACGAUGAGGAAAACUAUGUUGACGGGCUGGCAGAGGAGGAUGAAGGUGUGACUUACUACAUCCGCUACUGCCCAGAGGAUGACAGCUACCUGGAAGGUAUGGACUGCAGCAACCAGGGAGACUGUAAACACAGCCACGGCCACGGGGACUGUGUCACCAGCGCUCAGCCGGGCGCAGCCCACCCGGAGCAAUGUCUGGAGGCUGUGGAAGGCUGGGCCGAGGAGGGAGAAGGAAAGGGAGAAGGCGAGGGGGAGGUGAAAGAGGAAGAAUGGGUGGAGGAUGAGGAGAGAGAGGGGGGCGAGGUUCGCUGUGAGGUGGUGGAGCAAGAUCCAGAUGAACAGAUAUACAAUGGAAGACCAGAACCCAUCCUGGACCAUCACCACCAACCCGCCAUGCAAGACACACUGCACAACCAUGAGGAAGAGGGGGAGGCACAGAGAGAGGUGUACUGCCCUAAUGAGGAAGAGGAUGAGGACGGUGACGAGGAGGAGAGACGUGGCGGGGCUUACACUGGAGACUACUUUGCCCCAGAGGACAAUGGGAACUCAGUGCGAGUCUCCCCGUACCGUAGCCGCAAGGUGGUGGUGGAGGGGGAGACGGGGGAGGAGGCGGAGGAGGACAUUGAUCAGAUUGUUGCGGAGAUCAAGAUGAGUAUGAGCAUGGGGAGUCUGAGUAGCGGCACUGACCAGAGCCCAGAGGAGUUGUUGCAGGACCCCGCACCAAGUGACUACCCGCACCCGAAGCCUGACGCAGCCCCCUACCCACAAGCUCACCAUCGUCAUGACAGCAGGCCCAAGUCCCUGAACCUGCCCUCCAUGCUCCACAACAACCCCGACGUCCAGAGAGGCAUCAAGGCACAUGCACGCUCGCCUGAAGACCGGCAGAGAUGGACACCAGAGCAGGUGAGCAACGGUGCAGAGCAACCCAGAAAACAGCAGCGCUCCGACCUCAACGUUCCCCUGGAGAACAACAAUGUACUCGAGCCAACAAAGAAGGUUACGUCGUUCCCCAGCUUUGUUGAUGUACCAGGACCCUGCGAACCAGAAGACCUGAUUGAUGGAAUCAUCUUUGCCGCUAACUACCUGGGCUCCACACAGCUGCUGUCUGAGAGGAACCCCUCCAAGAACAUACGCAUGAUGCAGGCCCAGGAAGCUGUCAGCAAGGUCAAGGGUGCAGAGGGAGACGCUCAAACCCUCACCGAAGUCGAUCUGUUCAUCUCCACCCAGAGGAUUAAAGUCCUCAACGCAGACUCACAGGAAACGAUGAUGGACAACGCGCUGCGUACUAUAUCCUACAUUGCUGACAUCGGGAACAUUGUGGUCCUGAUGGCGAGACGCCGGAUGCCACGCACGGCCUCCCAGGACUGUAUCGAAUCGACGCCCGGGGCACCCGAGGCAAAGAAGCAGUACAAGAUGAUCUGCCAUGUCUUUGAGUCCGAAGAUGCCCAGCUAAUCGCCCAGUCCAUCGGCCAGGCGUUCAGCGUAGCUUACCAGGAGUUCCUGAGAGCCAAUGGCAUCAACCCCGAGGACCUGAGUCAGAAGGAGUACAGUGAUAUUAUCAACACCCAGGAGAUGUACAAUGACGACCUCAUUCACUUCUCCAACUCUGAAAACUGCAAAGAGCUGCAGCUGGAGAAGAGCAAAGGGGAGAUCCUGGGCGUGGUGAUUGUGGAGUCCGGCUGGGGCUCCAUCCUCCCCACGGUAAUCUUAGCCAACAUGAUGAACGGCGGGCCGGCGGCUCGCUCCGGCAAGCUGAGCAUCGGAGACCAGAUCAUGUCCAUCAACAACACCAGCCUCGUGGGGCUGCCACUCGCCACCUGUCAGGGAAUCAUCAAGGGCUUGAAGAACCAGCUGCAGGUGAAAAUGAACAUUGUGAGUUGCCCUCCGGUUACCACCGUCCUCAUUAAGAGACCAGAUCUGAAGUACCAGCUGGGCUUCAGUGUCCAGAACGGCAUUAUAUGCAGUCUGAUGCGAGGAGGCAUUGCCGAGCGCGGCGGGGUCCGUGUGGGUCACAGGAUCAUCGAGAUCAACGGGCAGAGUGUGGUGGCCACGGCACACGAGAAGAUUGUCCAGGCCCUCUCAAACUCUGUUGGCGAGAUUCACAUGAAGACCAUGCCGGCCGCCAUGUUCAGACUUCUAACCGGACAGGAGACGCCUAUGUACAUAUAAACGAUGGCCAGGGAGCGUUCCACAGGGCAGGCUGUCCGCUGUGAUUGGUCGAUUAUCUUACGGGGCGAACCAAGCUGGCCAGUGACUUGGGGAGGAUUGUUUCUCCCGUCAAUUAAUUUCUCUUUUGUUUCUUUUUGUCUGAGAUGACUUCAAUUCUUCAUCAUCUCUCCCGUGUCUGUGCUUAACAUGCACCAGCCAUUUUAUUGACAUGAGAUGCUUUUCCAUCUGACCAGCUGAAGAGACUGUGUGUGUGUGUGUGUGUGUGUAUGUGUGUUAUUUAUUUGUCCUGUCAGUGCUUUUAUGUGUCACUUCCGUGAGAUCGUGUGGACAGACUUAUCAAGCGAAUGUGUCACAAUUUAUUUUGUAUACUCACGUAAUGCAAUAUGAUACUUCUACUAUACUUCUUGUAUAGUUCCAUCCUGUUCAUUUAUUUAUCAUGUAAAUACAUAUUUUGCUAAUAUUGCAGGUGAAGUAGGUGGGGGAUGGGGAGGGGCCACAGCUGCAUUGUACAUAUUUAUUGAAUCUCGCUGUUGAAUUGAAAUGGUCUGCGAUGAAGGCAAAGACACAAUUAAAUGCCUGAUAUCAUAGUUGCCAGUAAAAAAGUGGACGAGUUCAGUGUCUGACAUGUCAGGUUCAAACAUGCUACGUAGAUAUAAUGUACAUGUGAAUCAACCCAAUGCUCGCAGCAGGGGUUUAUGGGAGAAACGCCAUAUCCUUUUCAUUUUCUUCAUUUUACGGCAAUACAAGAGUUCAAACUCUGAAGUCUUUUAUAAAUCUCAUGACCAAAUCACACACAUUUAAAUAACGAGCUGAGUAAAACUAUGAACAUGCAUCCACUAUGCUUUUGAUAUCUAAGUCACAUGAAAAUGCAGUUUCUUUUGUGUGCUACUCUACUGUAUGUUCAUCUUUAGUGUUCCUGACUGAAACUCAUGCAUACUAUGAGUGGAUUGUGAAUGUAACGGUGUUGUGUGAGCUGUCCCAUUGCCAUAAGCAGUAUUAGAAUGUUUGUACAGAAGAGAAACGUGUCUAGUAGUGUGCUCAUGUUAAAAAACAAAACAGAAAACACAGGUUUAGUCUCUGCAAACAUGUCCCCGCCUGUGUGUUGGCUUUUAGUCCGGAGGGAAUAAGAACUGUGAAUCUCACACUGUGACAGAAACGAGCCUCAGCGCUGGGGAAAGGUUCUAAAAUGCAUCGUAGUACAUUUGGACCACAUGAGCGUGAUCUGUGUGCAUGCCUCGUGAAGUAGUUUCAUGUCAUUGUGGCAAGAAAAUAAAAACUGCGCUAAACCCG
This is a messenger RNA of Pseudoliparis swirei, 3889 nucleotides long. RefSeq names its product amyloid beta (A4) precursor protein-binding, family A, member 2b (gene apba2b). Bases 2 to 2599 code for a protein of 865 amino acids. Gene Ontology annotation, cellular component: plasma membrane; cytoplasm; dendritic spine. The record is from RefSeq and is a predicted model, not a curated record. Gene Ontology annotation, biological process: chemical synaptic transmission. Gene Ontology annotation, molecular function: amyloid-beta binding; protein binding. The transcript has 13 exons. Lineage: Eukaryota; Metazoa; Chordata; Actinopteri; Perciformes; Liparidae.